Molecule: messenger RNA, 1096 nt
Organism: Mangifera indica (mango)
Lineage: Eukaryota; Viridiplantae; Streptophyta; Magnoliopsida; Sapindales; Anacardiaceae
Exons: 3
Coding region: 67-798 (243 amino acids)
Cellular component (GO): mitochondrial matrix
Source: RefSeq, a predicted model, not a curated record
CUUCCUGCAAAACCCUAGCAAAACCCUAAUCAACGCCCAAACCCCGAUUCUCUCUAAAGGAAGAAGAUGGCGUUGAACUUGAUGCUUCGCAGAUUAUCCUCCUCGGUCCGCCCUCUCGCUGUACGCGCCGUUGGAUCACCAAGAACCUUCCGCAGCGUAAUCUCCGCCGUUCUCAGUGUUGAAAAGGGCACUCUCAAUCGGAGCCAUUUUCUUCCCUUCCUACAGUUUUCUACCAAACCAAGCUCCGAUGAGAACCUCAUUCGAAUCCUCGAGUCAGAGAUUGACUGCGCUGAGAAACCUACCGGAGAAGAAAUCCCAGAUGGGUUUCCUUUCAAGAUUCAGGACAAUCCUGGAGAAAGGACCGCAUUACUUACAAGAGAGUAUCAGGAUGAAGUUAUCAAAGUGGAAGUUGACAUGCCUAAUCCUGAUCUUGGGGAGGAUGAAGAUGAGGGUAGCAAUGAAGAUGAGGCUAAUGAUCGGACAAGUAUUCCCUUGGUUGUCAAUAUAUCAAAAGGAAAUGGCAUGCACCUGGAAUUUGGUGUAACUGCCUUCCCUGAUGAGAUUACAAUUGAUAGCUUAUCAAUUAAGCAACCUGGAGAUUCUGAAGAUCAGCUUGCAUAUGAAGGGCCUGACUUCAAUGAUUUGGAUGAAAACCUGCGGAAGGCUUUCCAUAAAUAUCUAGAGAUAAGAGGGAUCAAACCUAGCUUAACAAACUUCUUGCAUGAGUACAUGAUCAACAAAGACAAUAGAGAAUACUUGCAGUGGUUGAAUAACCUCAAGAAAUUUGUUGAGAAGUAAUUGUAUGAACGAACGAGCCAUGAUUUUUUUCGUGGUUUGUUUACGAGUUUGUGCUCCAUCUACAUCUUUUUUAUGUGUUUUAGUAUUUAUCUUACUUUUCAAGCUAUUUUUAGCCGUGCUCGUACUGUUUUAGUUGAGAGAUUUAGGUGGGUUAAGAAUCCAACCCCAGGAAGCUUGAUAGGCUACAGGCAUUUCAAGACAUUUUGAUAAUCAGGAUGGAAGCACUUCUUUAUUACUUUAAUUGUCAGGACUUGUUAUCUUUUUUUUUUCGGUUAAGAUCUAUUGCUUCUUUAUUGUU